GAUCUAGCAAACUCACCAUGCAGAACGACGCUGGGGAAUUUGUGGAUCUGUAUGUGCCUCGUAAAUGCUCUGCUAGCAACCGGAUUAUUGGUGCGAAGGACCAUGCUUCUAUCCAAAUGAAUAUUUCAGAGGUUGACAAGGUCACAGGCAGAGUCAAUGGCCAGUCCAAAACCUACGCAAUUUGUGGAGCAAUUCGUAGGAUGGGGGAAUCUGAUGACUCUAUUCUGCGCCUGGCAAAGAAUGAUGGGAUUGUUUCCAAGAAUUUCUAACUGAAAAGGCACCAUGAUGUGGAAUUUCUUGUAAAAUAAACCUGUUUUGAAAAAACUUUUAA
Messenger RNA from Euleptes europaea (tarantolino), 331 nucleotides. It is a transcript of the gene RPS21, whose product is annotated as ribosomal protein S21. The record is from RefSeq and is a predicted model, not a curated record. The transcript is spliced from 5 exons. Lineage: Eukaryota; Metazoa; Chordata; Lepidosauria; Squamata; Sphaerodactylidae. Gene Ontology annotation, biological process: endonucleolytic cleavage to generate mature 3'-end of SSU-rRNA from (SSU-rRNA, 5.8S rRNA, LSU-rRNA); endonucleolytic cleavage in ITS1 to separate SSU-rRNA from 5.8S rRNA and LSU-rRNA from tricistronic rRNA transcript (SSU-rRNA, 5.8S rRNA, LSU-rRNA); translation. Bases 18 to 269 code for a protein of 83 amino acids. Gene Ontology annotation, cellular component: cytosolic small ribosomal subunit; ribosome. Gene Ontology annotation, molecular function: structural constituent of ribosome.